Messenger RNA from Malassezia globosa CBS 7966, 1494 nucleotides. RefSeq lists its product as uncharacterized. Bases 1 to 1494 code for a protein of 497 amino acids. Gene Ontology annotation, molecular function: protein dimerization activity. Lineage: Eukaryota; Fungi; Basidiomycota; Malasseziomycetes; Malasseziales; Malasseziaceae. Gene Ontology annotation, biological process: conjugation with cellular fusion; Golgi to plasma membrane transport. Gene Ontology annotation, cellular component: trans-Golgi network; exomer complex. The record is from RefSeq and is a predicted model, not a curated record. The transcript is spliced from 4 exons.
AUGGGCUCGAGCGAGCAGGACAAUUACACGUUUACUGUAGGAAAGCUCGAUGCUGGUAUUGUAAGUCCGAUGUUUCUUACGCAGGCAAUCCUCAUUGGCGAUCACGCGUCAUUGAUUGAGUUUCCAUCCGUGCUGCUCCCAAGGGGUGUGGGGCUCGGAAGCGUUGUGGACAUCCGCGUUACACGCAACGAGACUCAGGAGCAACGAAAGCGCGAGGAAUUUAUUACCCUGCAGGAUGAGAUUUUGCAGAAGUAUGGUGUGAAAAGCCCUUCACCCAAUGCUGAUCUUCUUUCGUUGGAUGUAUUGCGCAAUGGUGAGCGCAUUGCCAAAAUUCCUCGAGCGCGCUCAAGCACGUCUACGAAAUUGUCUGGUCUAGCUAUGGAUACAGAAUACUCGAUCCAACUAGUCAUGUCUACCUCUGCUGGAUUAUUUGCUUCUAACGAACUGCUCAUUAAGACUCAUACCCUUGAUGAUCUAAGUGGAAUAUUUGUUUGUCUUGGUUGUAUUCCUGACGCACGUCUCUGUGAAGCUACGAAGAAAGUCGUAGAGGCUUUGGGGGCUCGUUGGAGUAAUCAGAUUCAGCUUGAAACAACACAUUUAGUGUGUUCAGUAUCACCAGGUCCAACUGAAGAACAGCAGAUGAAGCUCUAUGAAAAAGCAGAACAGCUCACCUUGCCUAUUAUCCAGCCCCAUUGGCUCUUUGCUUGCAGUGAUAAGAAACGUAUGUUGAGCAUAUCUCCAUUCUACGUCGACUGCAUGCCACCAAAUGCGCUUGAAGUUCAGGAACAAAUAUCCCGGAUGCAAGAGCAAUCAGAGAAUACUCAAAGGCCAGUCUCUGAUACUGCGGAUACAGCCGAUGUGCGUCCUCAUGCCAGCGUUGAGGAGUCUACAAAUAACGGUCAAGUCAAUGCGGGAUUGCCAGUCAUCCCCGCUUCGGACAGAGAGGUGCUUGAUGUCCACGAAAAGUCUGCACCGGCUAUGUUGAAUGAUGACACUAUUGACGUUUGGGCCUCAACUGAACCCGCUAAGCAAAGAAGUCCACGAAAUGCGUCCAUUGCGGCAGAGAAUCCUCAAAGCGACGCACUUAUGGCCCAAAACGUAUGGGAUGAGACUUCCACACAGAACGAGCAUGAGCGUGCUCCAGUGGAUGAAAUGCGCCCUGAGCCAACUAUGCUGGAGACGGAUGAGGCCAAGAUGCAAGAGUCCGAGGCUAAGAAACAAUCGAAUCAAACUCCUGCAUCGACUCGCGAAGGGCCCGAAGAGGAACUUGUUAAUGACAAAGCUUAUCCCGUUGAUUCUGGCCUUCAUCAAUUUGUAGAGCAGGAGUCAGAAUCGAAAAAGCCAACACCUGACGAUGAGUCGGCUGUCAAGGGCAAUCAGCCUGUGACUGAGGAGACUCAAACCCAACAUACUGACAAGGAAGCGUUGACCGACAAUACUCCCGAGCGAAAAACCGAAGCCGACAUGGAAAACAUCGAUUUGAACGACUCUUAA